Microtus oregoni (creeping vole) is the source of this 972-nucleotide messenger RNA. It is a transcript of the gene Ccdc54, whose product is annotated as coiled-coil domain containing 54. NCBI's taxonomy places the organism in Eukaryota, Metazoa, Chordata, Mammalia, Rodentia, Cricetidae. The record is from RefSeq and is a predicted model, not a curated record. Bases 1 to 972 code for a protein of 323 amino acids. The transcript has a single exon.
AUGUACCGACUUCACACCCAAAGAGUAGAAGCUGCUGCUGGACGUGUGUGGACUCACAGUCUCCGUAAGAUUCGGCGCUCUCUUAAAAGUGCUUACCAGAAAUGUAAAAGCCAGCACUCAACCAGCCGCCCAACAACAGCUCCUUAUGACUGUGACCAAGAUGCUCUCGGUUUGAAUGAAGAAAUGAAUCUAACAGCAAUGCUCCAAGACAUUAAAAAAGGACAAAUGGAACUCCUCAGUCAAAUGACCGACAUUGUUAGUGCAAUAUCAAGUAUCCAGGAAAAGAUUGACCAUUAUCAGAAGCAGAUGGAAGCCCUAGAAACCAGAAUAAGCAUCAGUGAAGACAGACAAGUCGCAGCCACCAAAGACAUCGUCUCCAUGAGAGAAGACAUCGACUCUCUGAAGAAGAAGGUGAUGGAGCUGGAAAGCCAGAAUUCUUACUCUAGCAUCCGCUGCCUAGAGGUUCUCGAGGGACAAAAGGGUAAAGAAAUUGUGCAGCUGUUCCAUAAGCUCCUACAACCAGAAACCUCAAAGGACCUAGACACCGAAAUCUCUUCUGCAGAAUCAGGGAGGGUGUCCAGUUAUCCAGAGCCCACCAGCCAGAUUAGGGAAAAAACAAUGUCUCCUCAAAUUGAAACUCCGAAGAAAAAUAACAGCCUCCAGACUGCAGCCAUGAGUUGUAAAAAGGUAAGGUCAAAUAUUUAUAUUUACCCUGACUUCAGUACAUGGAUCAAGCUCACUUUUGUUCACGGAGGAAAAUGGAGGUUUUUCCUCAGUGCCACCAAGUUAGAGGAAUUCGUGCAGUGGCUUCUCUCUAGGCCAACCAUCCUUCCUGAGGAACCACAAAUCAUAUCCCGGAGAGACUGUGCCUUCACUGGAGCCAUUGAGAACUUGGCCAUAAUCUGUCUCUCUCUCUUCAACUAUAUUUACUGCCUUUUUGGUUCCUCGAAACAGGAAAUAACUCGUCUUUAG